This is a messenger RNA of Vanderwaltozyma polyspora DSM 70294, 1197 nucleotides long. RefSeq names its product flavohemoglobin (gene YHB1). The coding region runs from base 1 to 1197 and encodes 398 amino acids. The transcript has a single exon. NCBI's taxonomy places the organism in Eukaryota, Fungi, Ascomycota, Saccharomycetes, Saccharomycetales, Saccharomycetaceae. Gene Ontology annotation, molecular function: nitric oxide dioxygenase [NAD(P)H] activity; FAD binding; oxygen binding. Gene Ontology annotation, biological process: cellular response to nitrosative stress; nitric oxide catabolic process. Gene Ontology annotation, cellular component: intracellular anatomical structure. The record is from RefSeq and is a predicted model, not a curated record.
AUGUUAUCCGAAGAAACUAGAGCAAUUAUCAAGGCUACCGUUCCAGUUUUGGAAACUCAAGGUACUCUUAUUACCAAGACCUUCUACAAGAACAUGUUGUCUAGCAACACUGAAUUGUUGAACAUUUUCAACAAGGUUAACCAAAAAAAGGGUGCUCAACCAACCGCUUUGGCUACUACCGUCUUGGCUGCCGCUAAACACAUUGAUGACUUGUCUCCAUUGAUCGGCCAUGUUAAGCAAAUUGGUCACAAGCACCGUGCUCUACAAAUUAUGCCAGAACACUACCCAAUUGUCGGUAAGAACUUGUUGAUUGCCAUCAAGGAAGUUUUAGGUGAUGCCGCUACUCCAGAAAUCAUCAAGGCUUGGGGUGAAGCUUAUGAAGAAAUCGCUAAUGUCUUCAUUACUGUUGAAAAGGAAAUGUACGAUGAAGCUGCUUGGCCAAGUUGGAAACCAUUUGAAGUUAUUGACCGUCAACAAGUUGCUAAAGAAAUCGUCGAAUUCACUGUUAAGCCAGUAAACGGUUCUGGUAUUGAUUUGAACGCUUUGAAGAUUACUGCUGGUCAAUAUAUCACUGUUAACACUCACCCAACCAGACACGAAAACCAAUACGAUGCUUUGCGUCAUUACUCUAUCUGUUCUUCAUCUACCGAUGGUGGUUUAAAGUUUGCUGUUAAGUUGGAAGAAACCCCAGGUAAAGAUAUCGGUUUGGUCUCUGAAUUCUUACACAAGGAUGUUAAAAUUGGUGACAACAUUUUGUUAAGUGCCCCAGCUGGUGACUUUGCCCUAGAUGAAAAAUUGAUCGAACAAAACGAAGUUCCAUUAGUCUUAUUGGGUUCCGGUGUCGGUGUCACUCCAUUGUUGAGUAUGUUGGAAACUCAAGUAAAGGCUAACCCAGCUAGACCAAUUUACUGGAUUCAAUCUUCCAAGGACGAAACUACUCAAGCUUUCAAGAAGCAUGUCGAUGCUUUGUUGUCAGAAUGUAACAACGUCGAAAAGAUCAUUGUUCACACUAACGACCAAGCUCGUAUCGAUGCUGAUUUCUUGAAGGCUAAGGUUCCAUCUGGUUCUGAUGUUUAUAUCUGUGGUUCUUUGGAUUUCAUGAAUGCUAUGAUCGACCACUUGAAUGGUUUGGAACACACUGCAGACAUGAUCCAUUACGAACCAUUCGGUCCAAAGAUGUCCACCAUUAAGGUAUGA